CGAAACCCUAGCUUUUCACAGUGUUGCCCAGAAAAUCUGAGUGUAGUGCGGCGAUGGAGAAAGGCGAGGCGGAGGAGAAAAGGCCGAUUUUCAGAGAUAUAAGGCGGUAUUAUUGCGAGUACUGCGGAAUUUGUAGAUCCAAGAAGACUCUGAUUGCUUCUCAUAAAUUAGCUCAGCACAAGGAUGAGAUGGAAUUGGCAAAGGGUGAUGAAGUGGAGGUGGAUAAGUCUAAUACAUGUGAAGAAUGUGGUGCCAGUUUCAAGAAGCCUGCGUAUCUGAAGCAACAUAUGUUAAGCCAUUCCCUUGAGGAAUCAGCUUGUUUAAGAACUAUACCGUUUGGAUCGCGUGAAGCAUUGGAUCCCACCAAAGAACUCCAAAAUGCGAGAGGGUAUGAACUUGAAUGGACCAGUACCAGGGGGGAGACCUCCUGUGAAGCUCCGUCAAGUGAUCCUCAAUCACGCAGUGUUAGUAUUAAGAGGCCAUAUGUUUGCACAAUCGAUGAUUGUCGUUCUACUUAUAGAAGAAAGGACCAUUUGAACCGUCAUCUUCUUCAGCACCAAGGAAAAAUCUUUAAGUGUCCAAUUGAGAACUGCAAGAGUGAAUUUGCUUUUCAAGGUAACGUGAAGAGGCAUGUUGUAGAAUUUCACAGUGAGGAUUGCCCUUCUACUGGCGUUGAAGGUCAGAAGCAGCAUGUGUGCCAGGAACCUGGUUGUGGAAAGGUGUUCCAAUUUGCUUCGAAGCUGCGGAAACAUGAGGAUUCUCAUGUUAAGCUGGACUCAGUGGAGGCAUUCUGCUCUGAACCGGAUUGUAUGAAAUAUUUUUCUAAUAAGCAAUGCCUUCAGGAGCAUAUUCAGUCCUGCCACACUCAUAUCGCUUGCGAGAUAUGUGGGAAGAAGGUGUGGAAAAAGAACAUCAGAAGCCAUCUCUCUACUCAUGAAGAGGGAGCCUCUUCAUUGGAAAUUAAAUGUGAAUAUGAGGGUUGUCUUCACACAUUUACUAAAAAAUCAAAUCUUCUCCGGCAUGUGAAGGCUGUACACCUCCAACAGAAACCUUACGCGUGUAGCUUCUCAGGCUGUGGCAAGACAUUCUCAUACAAGCAUGUCAGAGAUAAGCACGAGAAUUCUGGAUGUCAUGUAUACGCCUAUGGGGAUUUUGAAGAGGCUGAUGAGCAAUUCCGGUCAAGGCCAAGGGGUGGGUGUAAGAGGAUAUGUCCUACAGUGGAAAUGCUUGUGCGUAAAAGGGUUACUCCACCAGAUCAAUUUGGCCCAGAGACAGAGUUCCUCUCCCAGUUAUUCUCGCAAGAAGAAGAUGAGCGCUGAGGCGUGCUCUAGUAGAGUUAAUAACCAUGGAAGUUGGGUAUUUUGAAUCUGCAAACUAGAUAUGUAUAGCUGCCUUUUGUAAUUAUUUAGAGAGUGGAUGACAGGACUUAUCCUGGGUUCUGUAAUCUUCUGAAAAUCUGUGGUUGGUUCGGCCAAUUCAUAAUACAAGCCAGCGAAGUUUUGACA
Molecule: messenger RNA, 1505 nt
Organism: Fragaria vesca subsp. vesca
Lineage: Eukaryota; Viridiplantae; Streptophyta; Magnoliopsida; Rosales; Rosaceae
Product: zinc finger protein 132-like
Exons: 7
Coding region: 54-1319 (421 amino acids)
Biological process (GO): regulation of transcription by RNA polymerase II
Cellular component (GO): nucleus
Source: RefSeq, a predicted model, not a curated record